Daucus carota subsp. sativus is the source of this 2503-nucleotide messenger RNA. RefSeq names its product putative phospholipid:diacylglycerol acyltransferase 2. Gene Ontology annotation, biological process: lipid metabolic process. The record is from RefSeq and is a predicted model, not a curated record. Lineage: Eukaryota; Viridiplantae; Streptophyta; Magnoliopsida; Apiales; Apiaceae. Bases 173 to 2293 code for a protein of 706 amino acids. Gene Ontology annotation, cellular component: cytoplasm. The transcript is spliced from 7 exons.
UGUAUUCCCUUUUUGCUGCUGUGUGCUUCAAGUACAUUCAUAUAUGCUACAUACAUAUCAUUGUUACAAGGUUUUUUUUAAUAUUUGUUAGUUUGGUUCUUGACCCACCAGGACACAACUCUCAGCUUUGUUCUUACCCACUUUUGAGUUGAAGGGUAAAUUUGGUAGUGCAAUGGGUUCAUUGGCUUCAGUGAUGAGAUUCUUGAGAUCAUGUUUCAUGGAGCAUGUGAAGGUUUCAUCUUUAUUGAGGUUUAAAUCAAAUGAAGCCUCUGAAAAGAAAAAGGUUGUUAAAGCUACUGAUAGUGAUAGGAAAGAUGAUCAUGAUGGGGUUUUGUCAAGUGAUGGGAAAGUGACUGAAAAGGUUGAAAAGGGGAGGCAGAACAAGAGGGAGAGGUCCAGGGCUUGCAAAUGCAUAAACAGUUGUUGUUGGUUGAUUGGAUGUAUGUGUACUACUUCAUGGCUUCUUCUGGUGUUUUUGGCGUACAUUAUUCAUGCUAGUAUGCCUGCAGUUCAAUUACCUGAAUUUCCCGGGGCUCGGAUGAAGCGGGAAGGUGUGGUUGCCAACCAUCCGGUUGUUCUGGUGCCUGGUAUUAUUACCGGAGGCCUUGAACUAUGGGAGGGGAAACCUUGUGCUGCACCCUUGUUUCGCAAGCGCCUCUGGGGCGGUUGGGGUAGUGGAUGUACGAAUAUCUUUAGAAGUCCAUUGUGUUGGACAGAACAUCUCUCUCUGGAUUAUGAGACCGGCCUUGAUCCACCUGGAAUCCGAGUGCGUCCUGUUCCAGGACUAAUUGCAGCUGACUAUUUUGCGCCUGGUUAUUUUGUGUGGGCUGUCUUAAUUGAGAAUUUGGCGCAAAUAGGUUAUGAAGAUAGAAAUAUGUAUAUGGCUGCAUAUGAUUGGAGGCUGUCUUUUCAAAAUACAGAGGUCAGGGACCGAUCUCUCAGCAGAUUGAAGGCUCAAAUUGAGAUCAUGUAUGCAACAAAUGGAGACAAGAAAGUGGUAGUGUUGCCCCACUCAAUGGGCGCAGUUUAUUUCUUGCACUUCCUUAAAUGGGUCGAAGCACCUGCUCCAAUGGGAGGAGGGGGAGGUCCUGGUUGGUGUGCAAAGCACAUCAAAGCAGUAGUGAAUAUCGGACCUACAUAUCUUGGUGUUCCAAAGGCAUUUAGUACACUUCUAUCUGCUGAGGGGAAGGACAUAUCUAUCAUCAGAGCAAUGGCUUCUGGUCUUUUGGAAUCUGAAUUAUUUGGACUUCAGACUGUGGAACAUGUUAUGAGGGUAUCUCGAACAUGGGACUCUAUAAUCUCCUUGUUACCAAAAGGAGGAGAGGCCGUCUGGGGCAACUUGGAUUGGUCUCCUGAAGAAGGUUAUGAGUGUGGUUUAGAAAAGAAGAGACACUUUCAAGCAGAUUCAAGAGAAAAUAAUAGUAAAAGCAGCGAAGAAAAUAGCUCGUUACAAGUUAAUCACCCAAAAAAAUAUGGAAGGGUAAUUUCUUUCGGACAGGAAGCAUCGCAAGUACAUUCUUCAAAGCUUCCCACCUUUUCAAAGGACUUUAUGCAUACAAGUAUCUCCACCAAUUUGAAUGCAUCCCAUGGAAAAUUCAGGACAGAAUUCGAUGAAAUGAGCCAUGAAAGUUUUGAUAAAAUUGUCGAAAAGAAAGUCUACACAACCACAGAUCUUGUUGAUCUUCUUCGAUAUGUGGCUCCGAAAAUGAUGCGGCGUGCCGAGGCUCAUUAUUCGCAUGGGAUAGCGGAGAAUCUUGAAGAUCCAAAAUAUAACCAUCACAAAUAUUGGUCAAAUCCACUUGAGACCAAAUUACCUGAUGCUCCUGAUAUGGAGAUUUAUUGUUUGUAUGGAGUUGGGCUUCCAACCGAAAGAUCAUAUGUAUACAAGAUGUCACCUUCUUCUGAUAAGCGUAAGGGCAUUCCUUUCCGGAUUGAUAACUCUGUAGAUGGAAGCGAUGACUGCUUGAAGGCUGGAAUAUACUUUGUGGAUGGUGAUGAGACCGUCCCAGUUCUGAGUAGUGGAUUCAUGUGUGCCAAAGGGUGGAAAGGAAAAACCAGGUUCAAUCCAUCAGGGAGUGCUACGUAUAUAAGAGAAUACCGGCACAAGCCCCCUGCAAGCUUGUUUGAGGGAAGGGGCCUGGAGAGUUCUGGCCAUGUAGACAUAAUGGGAAAUUUGGCGAUGAUUGAAGAUGUGCUUCGUGUUGCUGCUGGAGCUACUGGUCCAGAGAUGGGAGGAGAUCAGAUACAUUCAGAUCUUCUGAAAAUGUGCGACAGAGUGAAUGUUCCUCUGUAAAUGCAAUUGCAAGAAACGGAAGCCAUGCAUUGCACAAAACUGCACAGGCUUAUCUUCUGAAUUCACCAGUUCAAAUCAGCUUUAGUUGGUAAAACCUUUACUUUUAUUUAGCAAAAGAAAAAACCUUUUACUUUCAAUAGAUUCGACUUUGAUCUUGAAAUUUACCCAAAGAUGCGGAGUUUGCUUAAUCAAACGUUUCGUUACUCAUAA